UUGCAAGUUGCAGUUGUCGGAAAGGUCCUAGGCGCAACCACCACACAGAAAAUGGGCCACAACUUGUUUAAUAAUUGGCCAAUUCUGCCUAUUUCUACCAAUUCUUAUGCCGGUUUUCCACUCUAAUAUCAGUCUUUAGGUAAUGAACAUGAGCAAGGUUGUUGCUGUGGAUGAGAAAUUCUGCUUCCCUGAAGAGACCCAUCUCACAGUCCGCAAGACCUCCGUGUUUUUUCCCGGUGACGGCUUCAUCGUCUACGAUCCCAACGGAGAGGUUCUCUUCCGGUUCGAUUCCUAUGGUCCCGAUUCAAAACCCAAAGAUGAACUCGUUCUCAUGGACGCGUCUGGAAAAUGCCUCCUCACCCUUCUUCGAAAGAAACCAAGUCUUCACCAACGGUGGGAAGGAUACAUGGGGGAGAAAGCAGAGCAUCCGGACCCAAUUUUCAGUGUAUGCAGAUCGUCCAUCAUCCGACGGUCAAGCCUGGUGGUAGAGGUUUACGGUGAUCCUGAUGAGGAGUACCAAAUAGAAGGCUCUUUUCCCCAGCGAUGCUGUGCAAUAUACAAAACCUAUAUGGCGAAGUCAUCAAGGGAUCCUGUGGCUGAGAUCAAAAGAAAGUUGGACCCUUCGACCAAUGUAAUGCUUGGGAAGGAUGUCUUUCUGCUGGUUCUAAAGCCUGGGUUUGAUAGUGCUUUGGCAAUGGGAUUGGUGCUUAUUCUUGAUCAAAUGUACGGCGAUGAUGCUGAUGAUCGGGAAGCAGACGAGACGGGACAUACCUAGAGGAUUCCUCCUCAUGAGUAUUUUGUGUUUUCCAUGUCCGAUAUUUUGUUGUUGUUUCUAGAGACAUGAAAGAUGGUGCUGGUAUAAUCUUACUUAAUUGUGGGAAUCUUAUUAAAUUAAAAUGAUUUGAGGACGUUAUAGAGUCA
Molecule: messenger RNA, 921 nt
Organism: Alnus glutinosa
Lineage: Eukaryota; Viridiplantae; Streptophyta; Magnoliopsida; Fagales; Betulaceae
Product: protein LURP-one-related 12-like
Exons: 2
Coding region: 143-775 (210 amino acids)
Source: RefSeq, a predicted model, not a curated record